UUUUCAUUCAAAAAUUAUAAUUAUUUUAUGUCAAGUGAAGGUUAAUCAAUUCGUUUAGCUAGAAACUUAGGACUUGAGCUUCUCAUGCUAGUGAGAAUCCACCUCCGGGAAGCGAUAAUUUGUUCCUUAUUAUCAUCUCGUCUUCAACAUGAAUUCGAAACGUGCAUUUUUUGCGACUUUAAUGUUCUGUACAUUUAUAAUUAAUCAAACUACAGAAGUAACUUUACCAACUCUGUGUGAAGUUUGUAAAUAUCUGACAGUAGAAUUGCAGGCCUUACUGUCAGAAACAGAGAAAUCAAAGUUUGUUUUGGAAACUGGUCAUGGCUUGGACACAAAGAAGAAGAAAAUCCAGUACCAAUAUUCAGAGCUUCGUUUGACAGAGGCCCUUCAUGAACCACAUAUUUGUGACCGUUUACUUAAAUACAAUGUUCACAAUGAAAAGAAGGGUAGCUUGAGGUUUGCCAAGGGCAGAAGUGAAACCUUGAAAACUUUACACGGAUUAAGAGAGAAAGGUGUAAAAGUGGACCUUGGAAUUCCUGAAGACCUUUGGGACACACCCUCUGUGGAAGUAUCAGACUUGCAUAGAAAGUGUAUCCGUCUAGUGGAAGACCAUGAAACUGAUAUUGAAGAUUGGUAUUUUGGACAUCAAACAGUCCAGUCCCUACAGGAAUAUCUCUGUAAAGACAUAGUCCUCUUGCCAACUGAAUCUGGCUGCUUGGCAGAGACAGAUCAAAGCCAGGAUACGAAAAAAAACCUCAAAGGAGAAGUAAGUGAAGGGAAAAACAAUGAACUUUAACAACGAUACAUCAAAAAUCAAAAGUGGAUCUGAAUGGACCAAAGUGGGUCUGAGUGGACCAAAGUGGACCACUGUCUCAGUCUGUUGCUAACGUAACCCGUAAUUCUAUGAGCCAGAUAAGCAAGCUGUAAUUGAACCAGUAUUUCUUGUAUGUAUGAUGGAUCUGAGUCACAUUCCCUGUCAAAGAUCUCGUUUUAAAGAGAUUGUAUUUCUUUUUGUCACUAUUCUUGCAUCUCAUACAAUGACUUGUUAUCAAUUCCCAUGGCAUAACAGCCAUUAUGGGUCUUUUUUUAGCUCUAACGAUGUGAUGCUCCCUUUUUUCCCCUCAUUCCCCGAUUGCUUUUUUAACAACAUGGAAUUUUUCCAAUAAUCCUAUUGUUUUGUUUGAAUCUGUUUGUCUUGACUACUUGCUUAGAAGCAGGGGUUCUUCAGUCAAUUGUUAUUGUUGUUGAUGUUACAUUUGCUGCAGUGUCAAAGACACACAACUAUUGUUUUCACCUCAAAAGGAUUUUUUUCUUUUUUUAUUAUUCUUACAUAUAUGUAGCACGCUGGUGUUAUAAUUGUUAUCCCACACUUCCCACCGCUUCACCAGAUUCAAAUUUAUGCUACCUGACACUCCACAAAAGUUCACCAUACUUUAAUUCAUUCCCCCCACACACACACUUCACACCUGUUCACUAUAUUCUGAUUGAUGUUAUCUCACAUUCUACACCAAUUCAUCAUGAUUUAACUACUAUUACUCCAUGUUCUACUCUUAUUUACCUUAACUAACUGCUGUUGUUCCAUAUCCCCCACUCACCAGUAUACACAUGUAUAACUUGAUCUAACUGCUGUUGUCCCCCCUUACUGUAUCCCUCACAAGUUAAUACCUAUUUAUUUGUUAAUCCCCUUACACAUCAGUCUGCCCUUAUUUGACUCCUUUGUUUUUUCCAACACUAUACCAGUGGUUCUUAACCGGGUAUAAACAUUACGUAAUCAGUGAGCUGAGACAUGGUUGAUGGUGUGCCAAGGUCGAUAUCAUUUCGGUUUAUAAGCCCUCGUCUUCUUCAGUAAUUUUCACAUAUAUUUAACAGAGAGGGUAUUAAUAACUAAAAAGUGGUAUGUGCUGUAUAGGAUACUAUAAGAAAACACAGGCAAUAAGCAGCUGGGCAAAAUAGGCUUCAGUUUGAUCAAAGCAAUCUGCUGGAUUAUUGUUAUUUAUUCUUUUUUCUUUUUACUCUUUCAAAAGCAUGAACACAGACUGUUUGUAAAACACCAUUCCAUGAAAGGGGUUGUUGAAGUACAAAAGGUUGAAAACCAGUACUCUAUACCAACUAAAACUUUUCCCACAAAUGUUCAAUAUUUUCUAGCAUACAGGUAAAAUAUUUCAGACCAAAAUUUUACAGCCAUAAAAGGUAGGUCACCUUAUACACGGAGACAACUUUAAAGGGCUAAAAAUUCAUUGUAGAAUACAGCAGGAUUUGGAAAGAUCAUAAUGAUGUUUCAAUGUUUACACUAUAUACUAUAUUGACUUAUAUGUUGGAAAAUAUAGUAUUUUAUCUCAGACUCUUUAUUCCAUAAAUUCACUGUUUUCUCAUAACCAAGUCAAUUCUAAAGAACUCUCUCAACAUUCCCAUACUACUUAUUGACGCCCGAAUGAACUGUACCUGCCAUAGUACUUAUUUGUUGCUUGAGGGGCUGUUUAUAUCUAUUAUUAUCACAUCCAUUAUAUCUCAUCACAGCCAGCUGGGUGUACCUCUUUGUGGUAACUAUUUAAACUUAUGUAAACAAUGUCUCUCCUCUGUGUUUCUUUACAGCUGGUGGUGAGGCUUCACAGUUCUCUACUAUGGCAUAUAUUUAUAAUGGUCCCUUAUUACAAUUAGGUGGACAGAGUACAACAGUAACUCAUACCUUACCAUGGUACCUAUUCAUAAUUAGAUGAGGAGAGAGCUGGACCUCACCAAAGUACUUAUUUACAACUGGAGAAGAUACAGCACUGAAUUGUACUACCCCAUGGUACUUAUUUACAAUUAGGUGGGGCAGAUGCAGCAGUGAUCUGUACCUUAUCCUGCUGAUUAUUUUUCCUGCAAAGAAAUGAGUAAGGUUUUGUAUCAUUAAUAUACAGUCCUCUGUACUCAAGUGCUAGUAACACAACAUUGCUAGAAGGUGCUGAAAUUGUUGCUGUUCUUUAUAUCAUGGAUAUGUUUUUCACCUAAGGGAAAGGGAAUAGGGGUUCUGUAUUUUUUUUCCAUUUCUCUUAAUCCUUAUCUCUUUUGUCAGUCUUAUUCUCUCCUCUCCUCUCCGUAUAUUUUCCUGUUUAUUUGUCUUUGUCUGUUUUCUCUUCUCUCUCUCUCUCUCCUUCUGUAUCUGUAUAUGCUUUUAUCCCACUUUCCUUCUCUCUCUCUUGCUCUCCUUUCUCUCAAAUCCUAUGUUUUCUCUUCAACUUUACUGAGCCAACAAAGGUGCCUCUGUGUGAUUGAAUAGCUAGAAAUAUCAGGCCAAUGUCCUUUAAACCUUAUUCUACCAUCUUAAAAAAUGGUAUUAGAAAAAAGACAAGAGGAUCAAUGUUGGAAUGCUUUUGAUCUUCAGUCUGCUAUAUCAAGGCUAACUUGGGACUAAACAACAAGAAUACCAUUACAAUAAUACCAACAACACCACUACUAAUACUAACACUGCUGCCAACACCUACAUUCCCAUUAUCACCAACAUCACCCUCUACCAUCAACACCACCACCAAAGCCAUCACUAUCCUCAUCAGCAACACUUCCACCACCUCAACUCAUUGAGCAUUCGCAUAACUACUUUAACCUGCUUGUGAGGUGGUCAGAUAUUUUUCAUUCAACUCUCCACUUUAAAACGAGGACCACAUAUCUCAGGUCUUAAGACAACAAGACCCUAAAUUAAGCAUAGACGGGCCACAUUUUAAGCUCUAAAGUCUUAAGAUCACGUGUCUCUCCAAAUAAGGACAACACAUAGCUUAAGUCUGCAAGUCUUAAGACAACAUGUUCUCAAAACAAGUACAGAAUGGUUAAACUGAUACUAUUGCUGAGAAAUAGACAUGUAUCAGGGGUUCUCAACCAUUUUUUUUUUGUAUAGACUCCCUUGAUUACUAUUUUAUUCUGAUGGACCUCCAUAACCAUUUGAUGUUUAAAAAUUAGUUCUUUCAAAAUUCCUAAUUUGUUUUUCACACAUUAAUUUGUGUAGGUUGAACUAUGUAAAAUGUUAAAGAAAUAAACCUAGCUGUUUCUUGCAAUACAUACCAAUACAUACAUCGAGGGCAAAUUGUUUUCAGGAGCCCAUAAAAUACUUUUGUGGAUCCCCAGUUUACUAUUUUGUUGCGUGGACCCCCAAAAAAAUCUUAUACGGACCUUUGUUGAGAAUCACUGGUUUACAUCAUAUGUCAUGUUUACAUCAUAUGUCAUGGAGGUUUCUCUUUGAUAUUUAUUAAAAAAGGAUUACUCAACAACAGCUGUAUGAACCAUCAAUGAAACUUUUGUGUAGUUUUUUUUAUCUGCAUAGUACAAAAACCAAAUUUCUCUUUACACACUCCAAUACUAUCUUUGAAACUAAAGAAGACACUUCAUUUUUAACCCUUUAGUAUUCUGAUUAUUCUACCAAAUGUAGUACUUUAUUAUUCACAUUGUUUUUAAUUAAUCAUGCAUUAUCUCAUAGCUUUGAGAUUUUUGAUUAUGUGAUUGUUUAAUUUUAGAAUGAUGUUGUAGAAUGUUUUAUUCGAGAGGUUGGAUUUCACCAGUCUGAACACGAAACAGGUAGAAUAUUUUUUGCCGGACAUGACUGGUUUAAAUGCUAAAGGGUUAAAUUGUUAAAUUCAAGAAUAAAUCCCUUCCACUCUCCUACCAUAAAAAUGAGACAACUAUGAUUUGAAAACUAAUCAUGUUCUAAAAGUUUGAUUUGAACCAAUAUCAAAAAUAUGUGUUUUUGGCUACUGUGUCUGUGUCAUCUAUUCUAUCACUGAAGUUGACACAUAUCAUGGGUCUGGAGUUUUAGAUUAGGCAUGCCAUACUUCAUGGAAAAAGGAAGAAAAAGUUACAGAAUUGGGGUGGGAGGGCAGAAAUGUAAAAAUGAGGAAAUUUAAAAAAAUUAUGUGGGGAUCACAAUUUCUAUUAUGUAAAACACGGAAAUACCUUCUCUCUUCCAACGAAAAUAAAAAGAAAGAAAUGAAGAAAAAAA
Octopus sinensis (East Asian common octopus) is the source of this 4966-nucleotide messenger RNA. RefSeq names its product protein canopy 4-like. The transcript is spliced from 7 exons. The record is from RefSeq and is a predicted model, not a curated record. The coding region runs from base 149 to 796 and encodes 215 amino acids. NCBI's taxonomy places the organism in Eukaryota, Metazoa, Mollusca, Cephalopoda, Octopoda, Octopodidae.